Messenger RNA from Cucumis sativus (cucumber), 768 nucleotides. RefSeq names its product leucine-rich repeat extensin-like protein 3. The coding region runs from base 166 to 624 and encodes 152 amino acids. Lineage: Eukaryota; Viridiplantae; Streptophyta; Magnoliopsida; Cucurbitales; Cucurbitaceae. The record is from RefSeq and is a predicted model, not a curated record. The transcript has a single exon.
GAAGAAGAGAUGCAAAUGGACCAAAAUACCCUUCUGUUCAAAGUAUUCCCAUGCACCUAACUCAACCAAAAUAACAAAACCUACACUCACCUUCGCAUUAACUCUCUCUCUCUCUCUCUCUCUCCACAAACUCAAUCCUCAUCGAUUUUAGAGCUUUUUCUUUACAUGAAAAUGGCGCCUUACGCCGCCAUUUUACUCUCCUUUUCUUUCCUCUCCCACCUCCUUCUUCUCGCCAACUCCCAAACCUCCUCCCCGAUAUUGGUAGAUCCUCAAAAUCCGGACGCUGAGAUCAAAUGUGGAUCAUGCCCUUGUUCCAAUCCAUGUAUUCAACAACUAUCGCCACCACCGCCCCCUCCUCCUCCUCCUCCUCCUCCUUCUCCUUGUACUCCAACGGUGUCCUCUCGACCACCACCUCCUAGGUUUAUUUAUACUACGUCAUCACCUGCACCACCACCUCCAAGGUUUACUUAUACGACGGGUGUUCCCGGUAAUUUGUACGAGAUUGAUGCGAAUAAUAGUUGGUAUUACUUCUCUGGCACGAGGAGGACGCGGCCGGGCAUGGCGGCAGUUGCGGUGGCGAUUGGCUGUGGAGCUUUGCAUCUAAUGGGGUUUAGUAAGUGGUGAAGGAUGAAUAGCCAUAUAAAGCAAGUUAAUGUGUUGAAUUUGGUCUAAUUACUAAAAGAAAUAUAUUUACUCUUAGUUCAUCAUAAAGUAUAAGUAUAUAUAUAUAUAUUAUAUGAUCUUAAUUAUUAGAUGUCUAUUUAUUUA